This is a messenger RNA of Tupaia belangeri chinensis (Chinese tree shrew), 1361 nucleotides long. RefSeq names its product SPT4 homolog, DSIF elongation factor subunit (gene SUPT4H1). Gene Ontology annotation, biological process: transcription elongation by RNA polymerase II; transcription elongation-coupled chromatin remodeling; regulation of DNA-templated transcription. The record is from RefSeq and is a predicted model, not a curated record. Gene Ontology annotation, cellular component: DSIF complex; nucleus. Lineage: Eukaryota; Metazoa; Chordata; Mammalia; Scandentia; Tupaiidae. Gene Ontology annotation, molecular function: RNA polymerase II complex binding; zinc ion binding.
UCUGCGGGCUUGUGUGCUGUGUUCGCUGGUCAAGACUAUAGACCAGUUUGAGUAUGACGGUUGUGACAAUUGUGAUGCCUACCUACAGAUGAAGGGUAACCGAGAGAUGGUAUAUGACUGCACCAGCUCUUCUUUCGAUGGAAUCAUUGCGAUGAUGAGUCCAGAAGACAGUUGGGUCUCUAAGUGGCAGCGAGUGAGUAACUUUAAGCCAGGUGUAUAUGCGGUAUCAGUCACUGGUCGCCUACCCCAAGGAAUUGUGCGGGAGCUGAAAAGUCGAGGAGUUGCCUACAAAUCCAGAGACACAGCUAUAAAGACCUAGCAAGAUACAGGGUCACCAGCGUCUUUGCUCUCCACCUCAUCCUGCCUCUGCUUGUAUUUUGUUGUGGAACUAAACAGGCAGAGCUUCAGAUACUUCCCACCCUCCCACUCUGAGACUCAGCAGACUGUUGGGAGGACACUUCAUGACCCUGGACCCUUUUACCUUCUUUGGACUACUGAUGGGUGGGAGGGAUUUGGGUUGUGGAUUAACAGAGAUUGCAUUUGAGGGGAGAGUAGGAUGCUGAUUUUCCUACCCAUGGCCCAGGGCUGUGCCCCCCUUACCCAUGGCAAGACUCUGGGUCAAACACUAAUAAACAUUAACCCCUAGAACAUUCUUUUUCCUUUUCCUUAGCUAGAACUGUAAGCACCUUCCCAGAGCAGCAGGGGCUCUUUUGCUCCUUGUGCCUGUCUCUGAGCCUCAGGGUUGCAGCCUUUCUAGCUUACUUUCUUGGACCUUGUAGGAAGGUCUGCUGUCCUGAGGCCAGGUAACCCCAUUAGGUGGGAAUCCAGUGCCUAAUGGUUGCACCCCCUCUGCCGCCUUACCUGGCACAGUGGUGUCCCUUGAAGAGAUCCUGAGACAUCUUAGUCCUUUGCCCCUUGACCAUAUUUAAUACUUUUUUCCUUCCUCAUCUUACUCUUUUUUUAUUGCUUUCCCUAUACCUGAGGCCAGUUCCACUCACCCACAUUUCAUAUCCCCCUAACUGAAGACUCUCAGGCCUUAGAUGGUCACUAAGGCUUUUCUGGCUUGUUUGUACCUCUGUAGGAGGUGGGCCCUUUGUUUUCUCCUCUGGCCUAAUAAGAGGCUUUGGGUCAUGUAUAUAUCAUGUUAUUGGCCAAGGUGAAUUCUUUCAGAAUGAAAAAUUCACUAGAAGUUUUCAUUUUAAGUUUCUACAGAAAUGAAUAUCCCCGUUUGAAUUUCCAUAAGUUUCUUGUUCUCUGUGAAACAGUGAUUACAGUCUGCCUAUUUAUCCCAAGAUUGUUAUGAUUAUGGAAAUGAAACAACAUGAAUAUUCUGACUUAUGUCUUAUAAAAGGUAAAAUGCA